AUGUCUGACAAAGCUCCUAUUCCCGAGAAGAAGGCCGUUAUCAAGUCGGUUGACAUGGCUGAUGACAUGCAGCGAAUAAUCAUCGACUUGACCAUGCAAGCAUUGGACAAAUACAGCAUCGAGAAGGACAUUGCUGCUUAUGUGAAGAAGGAGCUCGAUCAACGCUUCGGCGUCACUUGGCACUGCAUUGUAGGUCGAAGUUUCGGAUCCUACGUGACCCACGAGACCAAACACUUUAUCUACUUCUACGUGGGCCAGAUUGCCAUUCUUGUGUUCAAGACGUCGUAG
Molecule: messenger RNA, 288 nt
Organism: Yarrowia lipolytica CLIB122
Lineage: Eukaryota; Fungi; Ascomycota; Dipodascomycetes; Dipodascales
Biological process (GO): microtubule-based process
Cellular component (GO): cytoplasmic dynein complex
Molecular function (GO): dynein intermediate chain binding
Source: RefSeq, a predicted model, not a curated record